Messenger RNA from Aspergillus puulaauensis, 477 nucleotides. RefSeq lists its product as uncharacterized. Gene Ontology annotation, cellular component: endoplasmic reticulum; lipid droplet. The transcript has a single exon. The coding region runs from base 1 to 477 and encodes 158 amino acids. Gene Ontology annotation, molecular function: triacylglycerol lipase activity; acylglycerone-phosphate reductase (NADP+) activity. The record is from RefSeq and is a predicted model, not a curated record. Lineage: Eukaryota; Fungi; Ascomycota; Eurotiomycetes; Eurotiales; Aspergillaceae. Gene Ontology annotation, biological process: triglyceride catabolic process; phosphatidic acid biosynthetic process.
AUGUCUCCUAUUGUCGUCCUCAUCACCGGUGCCAAUCGCGGUAUUGGAAGAGGCCUCUUAGAGUGCUACAUAGCCAAGCCAAACCAUACAGUUAUUGCCGCAAACCGCGACCCCAAGCACGCAACUUCGACGGAACUGCUAGCUCUCCCAACAGCGGAGGGUACAACUGUCAAAGUGGUAAAGCUAGAUGUAACCUCCGAAACAGAUGGGGAUGAUGCAGCUCGUGAGCUCAAAGAGCAGGAAAUUAAUCACAUCGAUAUCCUCAUCGCCAAUGCCGCAAUCGGUUACGUGUUUCCUAAGCUUGAACUAGCACGAUUGGACGACAUCAGGACACAUUUCGAGACAAAUGUGAUUGGAUUCGCCCGUAUGUAUCAGGCUUUUUUCCCUUUCUUGCAGGCGGCAAGGGACCGCCACCCCAAGCUGGUGACAAUUGGUUCGAGUGCGGCAUUUUUUAAGGUAUUCUUUCCUUCACUGUGA